Molecule: messenger RNA, 1889 nt
Organism: Nanorana parkeri
Lineage: Eukaryota; Metazoa; Chordata; Amphibia; Anura; Dicroglossidae
Gene: HDAC10
Product: histone deacetylase 10
Exons: 18
Coding region: 33-1889 (618 amino acids)
Biological process (GO): chromatin organization
Cellular component (GO): histone deacetylase complex
Molecular function (GO): histone deacetylase activity
Source: RefSeq, a predicted model, not a curated record
CGGCUAGCACAGCCCUUUGACUAAUUGCAGCAAUGGCUUCUUCCACAGCUUUGGUUUAUGAUGAAGAAAUGACAAGCUAUAAGCUGCUUUGGGACAAUGCAGAGUGUGCUAUUGAGAACCCAGAAAGAAUAUCCAUAUCUUACAAGAGUCUACAGCAUUAUGGACUUGUAGAGAGAUGUCUACAGUUACCAGUCAGGGAGGCUACAGAGGAAGAGAUAACAAUAAUUCACAGCCCAGAAUACCUUGAGGUAGUGAAGAGCACACAGACCAUGGAUGUAGAAGAACUCAGGAAGACUUCAGAGAAGUAUAUUGCUGCAUUCUUUCAUCCGAAUUCGUACCGCUGUGCUAAGUUGUCUCUUGGUGGCACAUUGCAGCUUGUUGAUGCUGUGAUGUCUGGCGAUGUACGCAAUGGAUUGGCUCUUAUUAGACCUCCAGGACAUCACAGUCAACCAAGUGAGAGUAAUGGAUUCUGUGUAUUUAAUAAUGUUGCAGUAGCUGCUAAAUAUGCAAAAACCAAAUACAACCUUCAAAGAAUUUUGAUUGUUGACUGGGAUAUUCACCAUGGACAAGGGAUCCAGAACAUCUUUGAAGAUGAUCCAAGUGUCCUUUACUUUUCCUGGCAUCGCUAUGAACAUGGAUCAUUCUGGCCAAAUCUGCGCGAGUCGGAUUACGAUUUCAUUGGUAAAGGCAAAGGAACAGGCUACAAUAUAAAUCUUCCAUGGAACCAGACUGGCAUGAGUAAUGGUGAUUAUAUUGCAGCCUUCUUCCAUGUGCUUCUUCCUUUAGCAUUUGAGUUUAAUCCUGACCUUGUCUUGGUAUCAGCUGGCUAUGAUUCGGGGAUCGGAGACCCAGAGGGAUGUAUGCACGCAACCCCAGAGUGUUUUUCCCACCUCACUCAUCUGCUGAUGCACGUUGGCAAUGGUAAACUGUGUGUUGUCCUUGAGGGUGGAUAUCAUCUGAGAUCCCUGGCAGAAUCGGUCUCCAUGACUGUAAAAACAUUGCUUGGAGAUCCUUUGCCGAGGUUAUCUGGAGAAAUGGCUCCAUGUUUCAGUGCGCUAGAGUCUAUACAGAAUACAAGACACGUGCAUGCUCCAUACUGGAAGUGCAUGUUGCAUGAUGAAACAAGAUUGAUACAGGAGCCAAGUACUAAAGGCUUGUCUACAGCCUACCCCUCACAUACAGAUGCUUCCACUGUUGAUGAAUUUCUUGAAAAUCACAUGAAGAAAAUCCUGUAUGCUAUACCAUUGUCUACAACCUGUGUGCUGUCUCCUGGGGCAGACACUUCUAGAUUGCCUACUAAUGUACAGGUUGAAGAGUGCACAGUGCCCAGUGAACAAAUAAAGGGUGCAAUAAGGGUGUUAUGUGUCGGUAUUGGAGACUUGGAUCCUAAACUCAGUUCAACAAAUGAUGGGAAAACUUUUAUGCUCAUAAUAUCUGAAGACAAACCAAGUGAAAGAGUUCAUUCAGACUAUCAGUGUUUUCUCCAAUGGAAUGAGAACCUUGGAGAAGGCAGCAGCUUCUUCUAUGCACUUUUCCGAUUCAUCCUUCCUCUGGCCUAUAGCUAUCAGCCUGAUCUUAUUAUUAUAACUGUGGAGAAUAACAGAAGCAUUGGUACAAAGGAUAUUCUUCUGCUCACUAGCCUUCUACAGGGUUUAUCUCAAGGAGCAGUUCUUUCUAUAGUUCCGGAAUCUGAACCUGAGCUGACAGAGGCCUUGUGUAAUGUUCUGGCAGGCUGCCACUCAACAAUGGACUUCGGUCCUUACAAACCUCCUACGGAAGAAUGUGUGCAUGACUUAAAAGAUGAAGCAGUUUCCAUGGAGAAAGAAUGGAAAUUGCUGCAGUGUUUUGGUGGGUUACCGUACCUUCUAGAAGAGUCAUUGACCUCUUAA